This is a messenger RNA of Penicillium odoratum, 1287 nucleotides long. RefSeq lists its product as uncharacterized. The record is from RefSeq and is a predicted model, not a curated record. NCBI's taxonomy places the organism in Eukaryota, Fungi, Ascomycota, Eurotiomycetes, Eurotiales, Aspergillaceae. Bases 1 to 1287 code for a protein of 428 amino acids. The transcript has a single exon.
AUGGGCGCUUCUAUCUUGUCACUUUUGGCAUUGCCGUUGCUAUGUCUCAUAUCAAUCCCCCUCAUCUUCUCCGCAUGGCUGACCCUCUCGGUUGCCUUAUUUACCCUUCUCUUGCGAGUCUCCGUGGUCUACCUUGAGUUAGGAUAUGCCCUGAUCGUCAACUUCUUUACACUUCCAACCUCCAAAUACACCUCCUCAUUCUUGACAUUUGCGCCCUCCGAGCCACCAACGCCCGCGGACGGGAGAUCCCGACGGAAUUCCACACAUGGUCCGAUACAGCCUCGUCGAAGCCAUACUGCUCUUUCAUCAUGGAGUUUCAGUGGAGUCCAGGAUGAUCACUUGAAGCGCAAGAGCCAGAGGAGUUAUGCUCAGAGUAUGAUCAAAGCCCAUGAUCUACCUACUACGCCUCCACCGGCGAAUUUUACCGGCCUCCCAGUGAGCGGCGACAAGAGACGAGAUUUCGAAGGUGUGGGCGGCUGGCGCUCAUACCCAGACGCUUCAUCUCAAAUCUCGAAGCCACGCAGUGUUCAUUCACAAGAAAAGCCUCUAAGCUCGUCAUGUUCAUCAACACAUAGCAUGGCCGGCGAUGACGUGGGUGCAGAUAUCGAUGCGGACGAGCGCGCCUGGUUAUCCUUAAACCACCGACUAGAGCUACCAUCCCGAGUAGUCACAUACGGAAGGGGUUCCUCGCCUCCUUCAAAUGUGACGAGCCCUAUGCAUGGUGAUUCUCGACCCGUCUCUUCCAAUGCUCUUGUGCCUGGGUUUCCGUCCGAGUUCUACGAUCGCCAUGCCAGUCAUCCAAGUGGGCAUAGACAUCACCACCGUUCACAUACUACAUCUGCACUGUCAACAUUCGAUCGUCGCACAGGAAGUGGUCUCGCCCUAUCUCUAUCUACAAGACCGGAUCAAUCCAGUCGUCCGGUCUCUCCUUCAUCAGUGCGGAAUCCCACAUUCAUGACUCCACAGCCAUAUUCAACUGCAAUAUCACGAUCUUCCAUGCGCUCGCGGGCUAGUGGUACGCCCCAUACCACAGGACAUGUAUUAGCAGGCAGUAAUCAUGGUGCUGGGGGUUACUUUGCCCUACCACGACCUGGUGAGAUGCCGAUACCCGCUUUCUCAGCGGUGGUUAGUCCUAGUCUGAGUGGACACACGACUCCUGGUGAGGAGAAUAGUCCGUCGCAGUUGACUCGCUUUAUUGCGCAUUAUCCGACUAGCGUCAGGCAUCGGAGACGGAGUAUCUCAGGUCCUCAUGCGAGACGGGUUUCUAUUGAUGAAAGACUAGUGUGA